Dendrobium catenatum is the source of this 1913-nucleotide messenger RNA. RefSeq names its product protein CLT1, chloroplastic. NCBI's taxonomy places the organism in Eukaryota, Viridiplantae, Streptophyta, Magnoliopsida, Asparagales, Orchidaceae. The coding region runs from base 314 to 1684 and encodes 456 amino acids. The transcript has 10 exons. The record is from RefSeq and is a predicted model, not a curated record.
GCUCCGAAUGAUUACGUCCGUCGCGGGAGGCGGCCAUGGAAUCUCGAUGCCGCCUCCUUUUUUUGUUUUGUUUUAAUAGUGGAAGGGUCUCUCUCCUUUUUUUGUUUUUUUGGGACUUAUGAUCUCUCUCCUUUCACUUGCAAUACUUUAAUACCUCUACCUUUAGUACAGCGAUAGCGCACUCUCAGUCUUUUUCGGAACAGCGAAAGACAAUAAUUUCCACAUUUUUCAUGAUCUCGGCGAAGAUCCAAUCAUUUCAGUCAUUUGAUCCGUUUUUUUUUACGAUUUUCUCUGAUCUUCCUGCCUUGUCUCGAUGUCCGCUUGCUGUCGAUCGUCUCCAGAUCUCACUCUGCUGUAUGAGGAUCGGCUACGGCGACAUCGCCGCCGGACGGUCGCGGUUCAUGCGCCGGCAGCGCAUCGAUCGCGACUUCCGGCGGCGGAUGCGGUGGGUGGAUUGCUGGUCCUGGAAGCUGUAUGGCUGCGCUGUUCUGAGCAUAAAUGGGGGAGGAGACGGGGCCAUGUACGGGAUCGAGCGUUUACAGAAGUACGAUUAAAUGCUGUUGGGGAGAGGAUUGGGGAUUUUGAUGGGCAGGGGCUUCCUAUGGUGGCGGAGGCGGAGGAGGAGGAGGAGCGGAGGAGGCGUGCCGGAGUGGUCGCGGCUGCUGUAAUGACGGCGGUGCUUGGGACUGGGAAUCGGGUGUUCUAUAAGCUCGCACUCGUCCCCCUAAAGCGGUAUCCCUUCUUUCUAGCGCAGCUCGCCACGUUCGGGUAUGUGGUGGUAUACUUCUCUAUCCUUUACGGCCGCUAUCAUGCUGGUAUUGUUACGGAUGAGAUGCUUUCUCUACCAAAGAUUCCAUUCAUGGUUGUAGGUUUGUUAGAGGCUCUCGGAGCAGCAUCAGGCAUGGCGGCUGGUGCUGUUCUAUCAGGGGCAUGGAUUCCGAUAUUAUCACAGACCUUCCUAGUCUGGCAACUUCUCUUGUCAUUCUUAUUUCUAGGAAGAAGAUAUAGUGCCAAUCAAGUACUUGGAUGCGUUCUUGUUUCUCUGGGUGUAAUAAUAACUGUAGCUAGUGGCUCUGGUUCUGGUAUUUCAUUGCAAAAUGUUGGAAUCUUUUGGAUUCUUCUAAUGAUUUCUUCAUUUUUUCUCCAAGCUGCUGACACAGUUUUGAAGGAAAAAAUAUUUUUGGAUUCGACUAAAUGGUUGAAGGGAGGAUCAGUUGACCUUUUUGUUGUGAACUCUUUCGGAUCUGCUUUUCAAGCCAUGUUCAUAUGUCUUCUACUUCCUUUUCUGUCAAAGUUGUGGGGAAUUCCAUUUUCUAUGCUACCGACAUAUAUUAAAGAUGGGGGAGCCUGCUUUCUCAAUAUAGGAAAACUGGCAAGUGGAUGUGAAGGAGCGCCAAUGUUGCCACUUUUAUUUGUGGUGGUUAACAUGGCCUUUAACAUAUCAAUGCUACAUGUCGUUAAGGUCUCUUCAGCUGUGGCGUCUUGCCUUGCCUCGACUUUCUCAGUGCCUCUCUCCAUCUACGCCUUCACACUUCCUCUCCCCUUCAUAGGGGCUCCGUCACCGUUGCCGGCAGGAUUCAUGUUGGGCGCAGCUGUUCUUGUCGCCGGACUUCUCAUCUACACAUGGACUCCAUCGCCGGCAAGGCCAACAACCAAGCUCUCACCGGAAACCAGGCUACGCUAAGGCCAUGGAAAACAGUGUAUCGAACUCUCUAUCAUUCUCAUUCUUUGUUCCCCUUAUUGCAUGCUCAUCCAUCCAAAACCUCAUUAGCCGUGAAUUGGGCAGAACCAAAGUUCUCCCAAAUGCAUUCCUCAUUCAAUAAAAGGGAGGAAAGCUAGGCUUAUAAUAACUGAGAGACGAAUUGAAAUUGACAUCUUCGUUAACAUCAAAGUUCAAUCAAUCAUUUUCAUAA